This is a messenger RNA of Mya arenaria, 4229 nucleotides long. RefSeq names its product kinesin-related protein 4-like. The coding region runs from base 98 to 3859 and encodes 1253 amino acids. Lineage: Eukaryota; Metazoa; Mollusca; Bivalvia; Myida; Myidae. The transcript has 10 exons. The record is from RefSeq and is a predicted model, not a curated record. Gene Ontology annotation, cellular component: SMN complex. Gene Ontology annotation, biological process: spliceosomal snRNP assembly. Gene Ontology annotation, molecular function: ATP binding; RNA binding; RNA helicase activity.
UCAAAAUGGAGGACAAACAGAGUUUCCCCAUGUGAAAAUGUCUUUGUAGCUAAAUUGUUCUCGCGACUUUAGGUGGCAGUCACAAUAAUAAGCAAAAAUGGCAAGUGUUGCUCACAAAUUCCAGGAAAAGGCUAGAACUGGUGAUGUUAUAUUGUCAGAAGCAGUAACAUUUGAUGGUUUAUUAUUGUCUAAACAAGUGCUGAAUGGAUUGAAAAAUUCUGGUUUUGAACGUCCCUCACCAAUCCAGUUGAAAGCAAUUCCUCUUGGAAGAUGUGGCCUAGACCUGAUUGUUCAAGCCAAAUCAGGGACUGGGAAGACGUGUGUGUUCUCGGUUAUAGCCCUGGAGAGUGUCAGGGUUGAUACAUCAUCUACACAGGUACUGGUGCUAGCCCCAACUCGAGAGAUAGCCGUUCAGAUUUGGGAGGUUAUCAACAGCAUUGGGAGUGCAACUUCAGGUCUGUUGUGCCAUACAUUCAUCGGUGGGCUGCCUCUGCAAGAAGACAGGAUCAAGCUGAAGAAAUGCCACAUAGCUGUGGGUACACCUGGUCGUGUAAAGCAGUUGAUUGAAGGGGGAGUACUACGGACAGACAGUAUUCGUCUGUUUGUUCUUGAUGAGGCUGACAAACUGCUGGAAGAGAGCUUCCAGGAACAAAUCAAUUGGAUCUAUUCCACCCUACCAGAGAACAAGCAGAUGCUAGCCCUGUCUGCCACCUAUCCGGAAUAUCUGGCCAAUCAUCUGACAGCAUACAUGAGAAACCCCACAUUUCUUCGGCUGAACAUCACUGACCCUGCCUUACUCGGAAUACGCCAGUUCUAUACCACCGUGCCCUACCACCCCGUGCCUCAUGCCGUGUUUGAGGAGAAAACCAAAGUUCUCAUCCAUCUUCUGUCAUCAGUGAGCUUCCAACAGUGUUUAGUCUUCUCUAACCUUCAGACCAGGGCGCAGACGUUAGCUGAUGUGUUAAACAGUAAGGGUUGGCCCACAGCGUGUAUAGCUGGCUGCUUGGAUCAGAAGGACCGGAACGAGGCAAUGGCCAGACUCAAGACAUACAAGUGUAGGAUCCUCAUCUCAACUGAUCUUACAUCUCGGGGUAUAGACGCAGACAAAGUGAACAUGGUGAUCAACCUAGACGUCCCUAAGGACCAUGAGACCUACCUUCACAGGAUUGGACGAGCGGGGCGAUUUGGUUCGUUUGGUAUUGCUGUCAGCCUUAUCAGUGACGGCCAGGAAAAACUGAACUUGGACUCCAUACAGAAACGCUGUAACACCCAGAUUAACACCUUACCAGAUCCCUUGCCAAGUGAUCUUGCUCACCCUGAUGGCCCUGUGUAUCUGGAUGACGUUGUCUCUGCUGAAAUCAUCAACACUGACCUUACAAAUUACAAGAUUCAGACCUCUUCUGGGAAAUUUAAUGUUACUGAUACAACACAUAGCAUGAAAUCGGCCAGCCCUAGGAAGCUAAAUGUUACUGAACUUAGCAUGGUUCUAGCUAGCCCUGAGAAACAUGUGAGUGGUAGACCUGAUAAGCAAAGCCAAAAUGGAAAUGAGGGGGAAACUGAAGAAGAAUUGGAUGGUGAUGAUGAUGAUGAUGAUGAUGAUGAUGAUGAUGAUGAUAAAAAUGAUGUGAAUGAGUUUGAAAAAGAUGGAACUUAUGAAAAUGGUUUUAUUACAACUAAUGGAGACAUAUGUGAACCUUAUGUUGAAGAUGAAAAUGACGAGAUUUUAAAUGCUGAAACUGACAUUAAGUUACAUUUUGAGAUUGCGGGUGAUAGAUCAGAUAAAAGCUCAACUUUAAGACAUAAAGAAGAUGCAGGAAAGAAUGAAACUAAUGAUACAAAGGGAAUGGCAAAUGACCCAGAAAGAGAAUUGAUCUCUGACAUCAAAGAAACUGAAUGUCUUAUAGAAACGCCAGUGCUAAGUGGUGUUAAUAGACAAAAAAAUGAUGGGGCUAGUAGUUCUACUGGAACAAAAGAACAAACAGUCUCUGUUGAAAACAAAACAGUCUCCUUUCAGAACCAUUCAUUAACAUCUGUGGUUAGAGAGAGACUGAACAACACAUGUUCUUCUAUGGAAAAGGUUAGAUUGACAGAUAUAUAUAAGUCAAAUAUAGGUUUUAAAUCACUUAGAAAGUCGCAUACUUAUUCAUCUGCAAUAGAAUCUUUGUUAGCAUUUAGAAAUGACGUGUCUGGAGUGAGUUCAGCUGUUGCAAAAGCGGAUUCCUGUAUCAUUCCGAGAUGUAAAGAAACCCACCCAGAGUUGGCAAAGCUGAAAGAAAACAUUACUGAAAUACAAGAUACAUUAAAUGAUGGAUUUUCAGGUAGCAGGUCAGAAACUGUGAGACUCCUUGCUAAGAACAAUGAUAUAAAAGAGGGUGAAGACUCAGGCGCUACUCACUUUGAUGGACCCAACCAAAUGAAGGUUGCAGUGGAGGAGCAAAUAGAGAUAACAAAGAACAGUUGUCAAAAAUCUAGGAUAGGCAUUGAAGAGAAUGAUUCGAACCAAACCCAGAAUGAGAGACAUGUUGAAAAAACACAGCAAAGUUUGGAAAAAGCUAGUAAAGAAAAUGUGAUGAUAUAUAAUAUUGUUAGCACUGGUAAAUUUCGGGAAUUGACAGUAGAAGAAUGUUACAAGAAAAAAGUACAUUUGCUAGAAACCAAACAAGAAAUAGGUCCUGAAAUAUCUUCAACAAAGAAUUUUAUGUCAAAGGAAAACAGACUGCGUUCUAAUGGAAUGCAGAAAAAAGAACAGAAGCCAAGGAGACAAAAGCAAGGCUACCAUAACAAAUUUGCCAUCGGUUAUCUGCUUCAACAGCAAACAAUGGAAGAGAAGGACGAUGUUGAAGAUGAAGUAAGUGCUGAUGAGACACUUAAAGAUUCUGAAGAAAAUAUAGAAGGUGGUUCUAAAGGCUCAGGUAGUACAGGGUCAGCAGCAAAUUUAAUAGAUAAGCAUACUAGAAUAGUUGAAGAUAUAACACCAGAUUUAUCACCUGAGAAAGAAAUUUGUCCAUUAAAAAGAAAUGAAUUUGCAGAAACUCUGUCAAGCUUUAAACAAAGUCUGGAUGAAGUUAAAGGUAUCCAAGACUUGAAGAGUACUGAGCUAGUUGCUGAAACAAAGGGUUGCUUUCACCAAAAAGAUGAUGAUUUGUUAACUAGCUCUAAAGAGCCUAAUGACGAAACAAAUGAUGUUUUCAAGCUCAACGAUGAUGAUUUAUGUACUAGCUCUGAUGAUUCAAGUGAUGAUUCAAGUGACGAUUCAAUGUCUUCAAGUGAUGAAUCUGAUUCUGAAAGGGAAUACAGAAAUGAAAUCAAAUCAUUAAUGUCCAAGAGACAAAACAGCACCUCAAGAAAGUCUCAAUCAUACACGGACAACAGCCAGCAUGAUGACAAGUGUUAUUCAAAAGUAUCUGUUAAUGGUAAGUCAUUUGUACUAACAAAAGAAAACAAGAAAACUCAGCCUAAGGAAAGUCAAAUUGGAAACCAUCUCACAAAUGGUGGUAAUUAUUUAUGCAGGGCAAAAAGAGAAACAACAAGGGAUUCUUAUCAGGAGAAAAUGGAAACUUGGUAUACGCAAUUUCAAGAGUGGCAAAAGUUGUAUCAAACACCUGACCCGAACAUCACAGCCAGAAGUCAUUCUCAUUUUGAUUACAGACAAAAUCCAUACUAUUAUCAACAUCAUCACCAUCAAUUCUAUAAUCCCCAGAUGCAGUUUUAUAGCCCAUAUCAGAGUGGUCGUGGUGGAGGUGCAUUUCACCAUCAGUCAGAUAACUGGAAAGGUGCAAGUUUCAAUGAUCAGAAUCAGUAUAUAAAGCAAAUGUGUAGACAACCCAAGCCUGUGGUCAAGAAAAAGAAAGAAAUGUGAAAAUAUUAUUAAGAAGAUUUCUAUGAGAAUACUGAUAUGCACAUGUAAUUUGAAGAGAAACAAGAAUGGACAUUUUACAAAGUGGGUUCUUAUUGGGGUAUUUGUCCCAGAAAUGUUUUGAUUUUUUGCUAAACAUCUUCGUUACAUUUAAAUGAAAACUGUUGCUGCUAUUCAUAGAUAACAUCAUUAUAUUUUAGCAAUUUUAUGGGUGGCAGGAAUAUCAAAUAGCAAUGAAUGGGAUGCAACGUUAAUUUAAUGUAAAUGAAUUCCAUUAACCCUAAAAAAUGUCUGAUAUCAUAUACCUAAAUUUUGCUUUUGUCAUGCAAUGUUUUAUAUUUUAUGAUAUCAAUAAAAUGAGGUUGAAAUCGAA